UGCUGGGGGAGAGACAGAGGAAAAGUUAGUCAAGAUGGCAAAUCCCACAGACCGGGAGUAAAGGGGCACCGCUCCCCGAAAAAGCCGAGCCUGUCGCCCGUUCUGAGACAAACCCAACGAUGCGAACAGCGCCAGCAGGGCUGAGAGGGAUUCCCUGAAGAAAAAUGCCUGUGAGGCUGAAGCUGGUGUGACACAGCCUGUGCUGGAAGAAAGCUGACUCAUCAAAUAUCAAUCGUUCUGAGAGUGACUAAGCAGCAGCAGGAGUUCGUUUCACCUAAUGCCCAGCAAGAAGAGCAACUAACAUCCCCCCUCCCAUCUUCUCUCACCCUUACAACCCAGAGAUUAUCAUACAGGAGAAGGCUCCAGCAGGAAUUCUGACAGAGACCGCUGACCUGACUAAUAAAAAAAGAAAAAGAAAAAAAGCUUAGAAUGGUAACACAGCGCCACAGCUGAACAGAGACGCCAAUAACCGCUGUAAAGCUACAGUUCAGUCUUAAGAGCAGAUACGCUUCAAUCCGCCAGCCUUCAACCCCCGUCUCGCAGACCAUGAUGUUUCGCGAUCAAGUGGGCGUGCUGGCCAGCUGGUUCAAGGGGUGGAACGAGUGCGAGCAGACGGUGGCCCUGCUGUCCCUGCUGAAGAGGGUGAGCCCAACCCAGGCCCGCUUCUUGCAGCUCUGCCUGGAGCACUCGCUUGCCGAGUGCACCGAGCUGCAGGUCCUGGAGGGGGAGGCCAAUAAUCCAGGUAUAAUUAGCCAAUGGCAGAGUGAGCCCAAGGAGCGUGUCAUCUCCCUCGUCCUUACCCAUCUUCCACUGCUCAAACCGGGUAACGUUGAAGCUAAGGGAGAAUACAUGCGCUUGCUGCCUCGCAUCCUGGCCCACACGAUCGAGCACGGCCAUCACCUGGAGGAGUCUCGGCAGCUCCUUUCCUACGCCCUCAUCCACCCCGCCACCUCCCCUGAAGACCGCGCUGCUCUGGCACUCUGGCUCAACCACCUGGAGGAGAGAGAGAGAGACUCAUUGGAAAGGCCUCCUCCUGCCGGGCCUCACCAUCACCACCAGUCUACACCUCCUUCGACCCUGACCUCAUCUGGAUCUUGCUCUUCUACCAACACCUCUUCAUCAGGCAUUCCCUACUUGCAUCACCACCAACGUUAUGGCUCAGAUGACCGCCUCAAUGGGUGGCAGAGCUCCAGGGAUUCAGGAAUAGGUGGAGGCUGGCAUCAGCAUGGCUGCGAAAACGGACACCUCCCUCUCUACCCAUCAUCCUCUGUGCCUGCAACCAUCAAUACUGUUGGAAUUGGUGGAGGCAGUAACGCGAUCCUUACAAGUGGAGGUGGCAGCCAACAGCACAGUCCCUUAAAGCGCUCAGUGUCCCUCACACCCCCCAUGAGUGGCCCCAACAACCAGCCUCUGGGUCACGCAUGGCUUUCCCAGGAAGAUCUUCGGACUGCUAGAGGCCCAGCCCCAGACCACGCACCUCUCUCUCCACAAAGCAGCAUCGCCUCCUCUGGCAGUGGAGGCAGUGAGCAUCUGGAGGAUGCUGGUUUAGGAGGAGGUUCAGGUCUGCAUCGCAGUUCCUUUCAUGAAGAGGGCAGUGGCAUGAGGGAUGUUCCUGCUUGGCUGAAGAGUCUCCGUCUCCAUAAGUACGCCGCUCUCUUCUCCACAAUGACCUAUGAUGAGAUGAUGGCACUGACUGAAGAGCAACUAGAAGCACAGAAAGUCACUAAAGGAGCACGGCACAAGAUCGUUAUCAGCAUUCAGAAGCUCAAAGAGAGGCAGAACCUACUCCGGAGCCUGGAAAAGGAUGUGUUGGAGGGCGGUAACCUUCGUGCCCCACUCCAGGAGCUCCACCAAAUGAUCAUGACUCCUAUUAAGGCUUUCAGUGGUGGCGAGGAGGCCUCUUUGCAUCGCCCUCUGCUGACCCCGGAAGGCAAAAGCGCCGCACCUGGCUCCCACCUGAGUGGGGGAAGUGGAGGAGAGGCUGAGUCUGGCACCAGUGUGAUCGCUGAGGGGGAUAUACCUGGUCAGUUCACUCGUGUUAUGGGCAAAGUUUGCACACAGCUGCUGGUGUCAAGGUCAGACGAGGACAACAUCAGCUCCUACCUACAACUCAUUGACAAGUGCCUUAUCCAUGAGUCCUUCACUGAGACGCAGAAGAAGAGACUGUUGUCAUGGAAACAACAGGUCCAGAGGCUGUUCCGGUCCAUUCCGAGGAAAAACCUGCUUGACAUUGCAGGGUACCGACCGCAGAGGAGCCGCUUUGGCCAAUCCAACUCUCUCCCUACCACUGGCUGUGUUGGGGGCAGUGUGUCAGCCAGGAGGAGCCUUCACCAGUUCCAGAUGCCCUCCCGGAGUUUGCCGGGUGCCAGGCUGGGCCUGUUGGGUAGCGGGGGGCUGCUGGGACCCACACCUCGUAGCUCCAGCAGCACACCCACCGGUCCCAAGCAAGGAAGACAUGGUCCAUGGUUUGCCAAUCCUGGAGGAAGUAACAGCAUGCCCAGUCGGACCCACAGCUCCGUGCAGAGGACACGUUCCCUACCAGUUCACACCACACCACAAACCGUGGUCACGUUCCAACAAGCUGAUCUUCAGUUACCAGUGACAGAGCCAGACAUCAAUAAUCGCCUUGAGUCUUUGUGUUUGAGUAUGACCGAACACGCCUUGGGAGAUGGUGCAGAUCGCACAUCAACAAUAUGAGCUGAGGACCUGAGUGAGAGCAGCAAGACGGCGCAGGUUUGGGGAGCUCUCUCACCAUCACCUUGAGGUCACCAGCCCUUUCGUUCCCUCUCCCUGUAGCCAAUGGUAGAGCUCAACCAAAGGACCGGGCGGGAUCCAAGACACACUAGAGAGCCGACCAUCAAACGGCUCACACAAGCUAUCACACUGGCACCGUCCAACGGGCUGGAAAAACACGCUUCCUGCUCGGGCAGCACACUCACAGUCACCUGUAUGUGAGUGAGGAGAAUGGAAAGCACCGAAAGCGGCCUGGAAAGUGUGUGCAAACUUUCCCCCUUGUUCCCACCCCCCACCCCGCCCCGCCCUUCCCAUGGAGAGGCCAGAAGCAGUCCAGUUAGCCUCAGCAGAAGAGAGAUGCUGGGCUUUGGAUCAGGGCUCAGUGAGACUUUCUCUUGCCCACAUUGUCUGGUCCCUGCACAUUGACCACAGUUUGUGGCAUCUUUCAGAUCAUAACAGUACCUCAGACCCAAAACAUGAUGAGAUGAGCAGAGCCACAGGGAUGCAAAAAGGAAGCUUGGGAUUUCCCAGACUGGUUUCAGCAGGAUCACAGUGUCCAGGACGGUUUCUUGGAGAGCUCAAAAAGGCCUCUUGCUCAGUACUGGGUGGCAACAAACCUUUUUCUUUCUAUUGUAUGUAUUUAUUGUUUACAUUAUGAUGCUACUUUCAGAGGGUACAGAAACAUUUAUGAAUUUCAGGUAUGAUUUGCAUAAUAUAUUCUGUAGAGCCUUGGCUUUCUACAAGCUUUACUUCCCACGAGUAGCCAUCACAUUAGUUUACAACCAACAUGCUUAUUCUUUAUUUUGGCAGCCAACAACAAAGAUAUGUUGGCCUGAAUAUUAAUGGAGAGAGAACGAGAUGGGAACUUGAAAGAGAUGGAGGUAACACGGAGAGGGAUACGAGGAAGAAGGGGGAUGUGGAGAGAGACACAGAAAGUAGUAGAAGAAAGAACCAAGCUGAAGUGAUACUAGAAAGGGAAGAGGAUGUUUAAAGGAGAGAGACAUCAGAGGCAGGACCUUUGAUUGGCUGGAGACGACGGAAGAAGAUGAUGUCACGUCUGAUCGUGCCCUUAGUCUGUUCAUGCAAGUGAGUGUAGCAGGAAGUGGAUUUGGCACCGUCAGUUCAUCCACAGCAUGUACUGUAUAAAUGUACGUUUUUAUACAUAUAAAUAUAUAUAUUGGGAGAUUAAUAAGUCAGUGGAAUCUGUCUGCAUGUUCAGAUACUGGGAGUUAGUUAUUUUUCUAAAGCAGGGGAAUAUGCUUAAGCUGCAUGUUAAAACUAAAGGAAGAUUGUGAAAUGUAGAGUCGAGAAGGUGUCAGAAGCAAUGGGAGGCGGAUUUAGUUUCCACUCAAAUCUUUUUUUUCCUUUCUUUCUUUCUUUCUUUUUUUUUUUUUUCUUUUUUAUGAGAGGAUUGCAACAUUGGAGAAAUGAAACACUGUCAAUCCAUGAAGGGAAGUUUUCCCUGAGAUCUCAUUAGUGCUUACCUCCACCUGCAGGCCAGUUGCAGUCAUGGCGGGACAGAUGCUGAAGUCCAGGGAGACGCAGGCACUAAAGACGCCAGCGGAACAAUAAAAACUCAUCGGUGAACAUUUGGGCAAAUAUCAAAGCUGGUUGGUUGCUUGUGUAUCUUGGCCUUCUGUCAGUUCUGUCAGUGCAGGCCUCCAUCAUAUGAAAAUAUUUUUGUUUUUAUUCUAAUCUCAUGGUUAUUCUGUGUCUUAAUAUUUAUCCUUAGUUGUUUUGUGCCUGGAAUCUAGACUUUAUAGGAUUAGGUUUAUAUUGAAAUAAGCUGGUUAGGUUAACUCCUUUCCGUGCUGCUUUCAACCCAGCAUGCGAGUCCUCAACCUGAAAGGUCAUCUUUGAGGUUUAUCAUUAUUAUUAUUAUUAUUGUUUAGUUUAUUAGUUUCUUGCAAUUCUGUCAUAUUUCCUUUGUACCCUGCACUUGAUAUGAUAAUGUGAGACACUACAAUCCAAAUGUUCAAGGCUCGAGCAACAAUGCUUUGCUUUGGAGUCGGAUCAAACAGAGCAGACGGACACUCGUUCUCGACUGUAGCGUUACAGCCUUGCUGGACAGACAGACUGAUGUUGAGAAGCAAAGCACAAAAGGUGGCAACGAUGAACCCAGAGACAAAAAAAAAAAAAAGCUUCUGAUGCCUCUCAUUGACCUGUCUAAAGGUUGGAAAUACCGCCUGAUCUGAAGUAUCCCACACACACAGUUCAGUGGCCAUACAAGACUUUGUGCAUGUUUUAGUUCUUUUUUUUUUUUUUUUUUUUUUAAAUCACUUUUCAAAUGUUUCUCAAACUUUCUUGGAAACAUAAUCUGUUGAUUACGAUGGCAUUAGAAUCAGAAUGACUCGUUUCUGGCCAAUAACAACUAGCAAUUUGAAAUCUUCAGACUGGUUUCUGAUUUGAUUAGUUUAACUAAUUACUAAGGUUCCUUUCCAGGCUUUUUAAAAUUGCUGUCCAUUGCCAUUAGUUAUAUCGGUCACUACAUAAGUAGAAAUUACUGGUAUGUUUGGGAGAAUGGAAUUUAAAAACACUCUCUGAGUGUGGGACUUUAUAAAGACAAAAACAUGCAUAAAUUCUGAUGUGGUACCUCUCUGCAGCCCAUCCUCAUCCUGGCCGGCUGAACAUGGCUUCAGAUCUCGUGAUGGCAGCUCAACACUGCAGUCUGGAUCUGUGCACACACACAUGAUAAAGUGUGUGUGAUGGUAUGCAUGUAGUCUGGUCGCUAUGACCCUGAUGGACACUUCAGGUUUUACUGUGUGGAUUAAGAGUUUGUGUUUUGCUCUUGCACCCUGAGUCAUGUUUGUGAACAAAAGUUCCACCAAAGCGUGAGUGGGACACAAACCUGUUUCAGCCCCGCGUGGAUGCCGCACCUUUGACGUGGUCAUUGUUUGUUGGUGCCCCUCGCUGACGGGCAGCAUCAGGAUGUCAUCAUAUUCAGACUCUUUCAGUGUCACUGCCAUAUGAAUCAGUACUUAAAGUAGAAACUACUAUUUAUUCUUUUUUCCUUUCUUUUUUUGUUGUUGCAGAGGUGAUGCUCAUGUGGGUGUAAUAUUAUUUAAAAUACCAUAUGUAUUAACAUGUUAUGGCUGGUGACCAUAAGUACAUCUCAAAUAUUAACAUAGUUAUUGUGGACUGUUGUUUGUUGUUGUUUUUUGUUUGUUUGUUUUUUUCUUGCU
Pelmatolapia mariae (spotted tilapia) is the source of this 5915-nucleotide messenger RNA. RefSeq names its product sterile alpha motif domain containing 4A (gene samd4a). The record is from RefSeq and is a predicted model, not a curated record. The transcript is spliced from 13 exons. Gene Ontology annotation, cellular component: P-body. NCBI's taxonomy places the organism in Eukaryota, Metazoa, Chordata, Actinopteri, Cichliformes, Cichlidae. Gene Ontology annotation, biological process: nuclear-transcribed mRNA poly(A) tail shortening; negative regulation of translation; regulation of mRNA stability. Bases 547 to 2697 code for a protein of 716 amino acids. Gene Ontology annotation, molecular function: protein binding; translation repressor activity; mRNA binding.